Molecule: messenger RNA, 4173 nt
Organism: Ceratina calcarata
Lineage: Eukaryota; Metazoa; Arthropoda; Insecta; Hymenoptera; Apidae
Gene: Usp20-33
Product: Ubiquitin specific protease 20/33
Exons: 4
Coding region: 176-2950 (924 amino acids)
Biological process (GO): protein deubiquitination
Molecular function (GO): cysteine-type deubiquitinase activity; zinc ion binding
Source: RefSeq, a predicted model, not a curated record
UCUCCCAUGACAAUCGUUUUCGUGGAUAAUAUGUUCGAUCGCGAAAAGCGACAUGUCCCAAUCAGGUUAAAAAAUGAUUGUAACGUUAAUCGAGUCGCGUGUGAGCCAAAUUUUGUACGGAUGUAAGGAACGAAAGUGUACACGCGAUUUCGCGUUUUACAAUUAACGAGAAUAAAUGAAAGGACGAAGUGACAGGAUGCCGUUGGUCUCGAGGAAUUGUCCUCACAUUGCCAAUCGUGGUGAUCUCGCGGUCGUUGAGAUCGUUGUGUCUCAAAAGGAAAGAUUCAAGAAAUGUAGCGAAUGCGAUACAGACGGGCCUAAUUUGUGGCUAUGCUUGUUCCCGGAUUGUCGAUGGGUCGGCUGUCCAGAAACCCACUUGGACCAUAGCACUGUACACAACCAAAAAUUUCCUAAUCAUUGUGCCCACAUGAAUCUUUCCACGAAUCGUAUAUGGUGUUACUCGUGUAAGAAGGAAGUCAUAACGAUCAGGGGGAUACGGAAAGCACCUCGGUCGCCUAAUCAAGUGGAUGCAAAAGCACAAAAAGACAAGUUUGCUGGUGAUGCACCCAUAAACAUAGAUUGCAAAACAGAUGAUCUUAAUAGACUCAUAUUGGAUAAGUUCUAUGGCGACCUGAUAAAUCGAGUAAAUUACGAGAAAGAUGGAUCGUUUAAUGAAAAAUCUGGUGAUUCACCGGAUAGUACAGAUUCAGAUGAGAGUAAAGAUUUUUCUGGGAAGUUAAGAGGUCUUGUCGGUCUCCAAAAUAUUGGUAACACAUGCUACAUGAAUGCUGCGCUUCAAGCUUUAUCAAAUGUACCACCUCUGACACAAUUCUUUCUGGAUUGUGGUCAUAUGGUUAGCUAUAUGUCCAAAGAUAGAAAACCUGGUUUAAGCUUAAGCUAUUUAAACCUUAUUCGAGACAUGUGGAACAGGAAAACAAGAGGAUAUGUUGUACCACAUGGAAUUUUGUCUGGAAUUCGAGCUGUUCACCCAAUGUUCAGAGGAUAUCACCAACAUGACACUCAAGAAUUUCUAAGAUGUUUUAUGGAUCAGUUGCAUGAAGAAUUGAAGGAACAUAUUGAAGAUGAUCGCGAUAUCGCGUUAAGAUUAAAGGGAUUAGGCGAACAGUCCUCGGACGAAGAAGAGACCGAGAUCGAUGGGACUGGUUCUAGCCAGUCGGAUGCCGAAUACGAAACCUGUGAUUCCGGAGUUAGCGAGCAGAGUUCUCUUAGCGACGAGGGCGAACGUGGUACGAAAAGAAGAUACUCUCGCGUGUCUCAGUCAGAGAAGCUGAGGAGUAAGUUCACGAAUAGAAGUAUAAAAAAAUCGAGCGUGGAUCAACCGUUUUCUCAACCGCAAAGAUCGACGCAGAAUUCGCCUGUAAAAUGCAGGACUAAGAAACAAAUGAAAACGCGAAGCAUCAUCAGUGAUAUAUUCGACGGUAAACUUUUAAGUAGCGUACAAUGUCUUACUUGUGAUAGGAUUUCAACGAGGGUGGAAACGUUUCAAGAUCUGUCAUUGCCCAUUCCGAGUAGAGAUCACAUCGAUAUGUUGCAUCAGGGGCCUCUGACCCCGCAAAAGGCAGGACCAUGUUCAGACGUCGUCUACGUGACUAACCAAUCCGGUUGGUUAUCAUGGUUCCUGCAGUGGAUGCGUUCUUGGUUUUGGGGACCGGUCGUCAGCUUGCACGACUGCCUCUCGGCGUUUUUUAGCGCGGACGAACUUAAAGGGGACAAUAUGUACAGUUGUGAGAAGUGUAAUAAACUGCGGAACGGGAUUAAAUUCUCGAAGGUUUUAGAACUACCCGAAAUACUGUGUGUCCAUUUAAAAAGGUUUCGCCACGAAUUGAUGUUCAGUUCGAAGAUAGCCAGUUACGUUUCGUUUCCCUUAGAGGGAUUAGAUAUGCGACCGUAUUUGCAUAAAGAGUGUGUAUCCAAAGUAACUAUGUAUGACUUGAUAUCAGUUAUUUGCCAUCACGGAACAGCAGGCGGAGGCCAUUAUACCUGUUACGCAUUAAAUCCUAUUGUUAAUAAAUGGUUCGAGUUUGACGAUCAAUGUGUUACGGAAGUCUCACCGGAAACUGUAAAACAUUGCGAGGCUUAUGUGUUAUUUUAUAAAAAGUGGUCGCCGGAGAUGCUGCAGCUGCGUGAUAAAACGAUGGAAUUAAUGGAGAUCUCAUCGAAGGAGGUGUCCGGUCUGAACUUUUUCGUGUCCCGACAAUGGAUAAAUCGUUUCAACACGUUCUCCGAGCCCGGGCCCAUAGACAAUUCCGAUUUUCUUUGUCCACACGGUGGUGUCAAUCCUGUUAGAGCACAAUUUGUAGAUAAACUUAGUAUGCCUAUUCCGCAAGCAGUUUGGGAAUAUUUAUAUAACACAUUCGGAGGAGGUCCGGCGUGUACGCAUUUAUACGAAUGCCCAAAUUGCGAGGAGAAAUAUGAAUCGCUACAGAAAAGGAGGCAGUACGAAAUGGAAGUGUUUCAACAAUUGAACCACAAUACUGACAAUCCUACAGCUAUUUACGGAUUGGCCAUGGCUUGGCUGCGACAGUGGCAAAGUUUCGUAAGGGGCAAAGAGACACAGCCACCUGGACCGAUUGACAACAAUUCUAUUAUAAUAAAUAAAAACGGUCAGAACAUCCUUAAAGUUGGCUCAGAUUACGGGCAAAUACCAGAAGAGUUGUGGCAGUUCUUUUUAACUACUUACGGUGGAGGACCAGAACUAAUGUUACAUUCGUGUCAAAGACCUGUCUCUGCUCAGUCAAACGUAUCGCUACAUUCCACUUCGAAUUCAAAUUUAGAUCAAAGCUUUAAAUCAAGCCGCACGGAAGUAAAAACCAACAAACUGUGUAUGGCCAGGAGUUCGGAGACAAUUUCUCAGCCGGACAGCGCUAUCGAAAGUUUAACUUCGGAUAGUGACUCGCAUCAAACGCAAAGGGACGGCGGCGAAAUUUAAAUGAAAUUUCUUCAAUACUAUUGCUAAGUAUACAAAUUACACUUCCCCAUGGACAUUAAGAUACGAUUGAUCUACUUGUACGAAGGAAGAUUCCAUUUUUAGCUGUCGUGUCUUAGCUGUGUUACAUUUUAUUGUUAGAUUUUUAAAACGAAAAGUAUCUUCUCCGAUGAAAAGGGAACUUGCACAGUCCUAAUUGUACAAAUACAACGUGAACGUCACCGAAAAAUUUUAAAAAGCGUCUUCGUGUCAUUCGCUUGUACGUUCUUACCUUUUUGUUCGUCGGUAUGCGCAAUUUCGAUGUAAAUCCGUGGGUAAUUAUGCAUAUAGUUAGCGGGCAAUUAGUACAAAAUUCGGUAAUCGCGACUGUGCGCAUUAAUUAAAGACGAAUAUUUAGCUAUGGUGUUAACCCAGGCCGGCGACAAAUCGUCAGUCCUCCGACUUCGGUGACAAAUUUAAUACCUUUCUCUCUUUGUACAUUUACUAUGUAAUAUCUGCGUGUCAUUCCUGCAUAUACACAAGAUGUUAAAAGAUCGUUUAAAAUUAUAUAUAUUUUCUGGUUUAUACGCAUUCAUUUAAAAAAAUGAUACAAUGUAUAUUAAAUAUACGCGUAUGAGUGAAAGACUGAAAAAGAUUGAUUUAAUUUAGCAAAAAUUGUUGUUUCAUGAUGAUUGAAAUACGAUAUUGAACGGGAUCUACAGUUUUGCUGAACAAUAGUGAUGCAUUCAAGCUUCGUACUGUAGCUAAUAGAAAAUCUGGAACUUCUACUAUUAGCCCCUGCCACUAUGAUUAUCCUAUAAAUUCAUCGAUCUGUACAUUCUCGUAGUAAAAGCUAGAAACGUUUUCCUUACUCACGGCCUUAUAUCAUUACUAGAAUCAUUCAGUCCAAUCGUCAGCAUUCUUGUUUUUUAUGCAAUAUAUGUUGUAACGAAGUAUUCAUAUUGUAUGCGUGUAAUGGACUGGUUGGGUGCGACUACAAUUUCAAUUAAUGAAGAAGAAAAACGCAGGGACACAAACAAUUGUAAAGUUAUACCAAUUAUUAAUUAUCACUGUGAAAAGUAACAAACCUAAGAUAAAUAAUAAACACGUUGGUUUAUUUAUUAAAUGAUACAUUGGCUCAUUGUGACAUUGUUAAUAUUGUAUUAAAAUAAAUGGUAAAAGAAUUUCCUAUUACGAUAUAGUUAUAACGCGAUUAAGUUCUGUUCAAAAUAAACUAUUUACGAUUA